Molecule: messenger RNA, 1933 nt
Organism: Spea bombifrons (plains spadefoot toad)
Lineage: Eukaryota; Metazoa; Chordata; Amphibia; Anura; Pelobatidae
Gene: BMP5
Product: bone morphogenetic protein 5
Exons: 7
Coding region: 555-1904 (449 amino acids)
Biological process (GO): SMAD protein signal transduction
Cellular component (GO): extracellular region
Molecular function (GO): growth factor activity; cytokine activity
Source: RefSeq, a predicted model, not a curated record
GAGCAGUGUAUUUAUGCCUGCCCUGCAAGUAGGUGGAAAUAACAGCGAGGCUUUAAAUGGACUUGGAUAUUUUAUGAAGGCAUUCUGCAAAUUAAUUCAACUGGAACAGAAGUUGGUGGACCUGCAUUUUCGUUUGCCGAUGGAUGAGAGGAAACACAUGUUAAUGUUAUCAUGACCCUCAUAUAAGUGGCUCUGCUAGGAUCUGUCUUUAGAGGAGCUCAAGGUGUUAGAACAAGGUGAAAUUGAGUGAGGAACUUGUUGAAACUUAGCAGCUCAGCCAGGAAGUGCAUUGCUUGUAUAACAGGGAAACAACUUCUUGUGACCAUGACAUGGAAAUAAUCGCAUUGGUUUACAACUUGGACUAUUCCCUCCUGAGUUACUUAAAAGAACAACAGUAAGAACGUGGACUUUCCUGGUCAGCCUUUGAAAGAGGACCACUAGAAACAGAUAAUCCUCUUUGAGGAUUGACAUUGACAUUCUCCCACAGUAAAAGUGUGAGCCUCACUCACUUUGUGAACUAUUAGACACUAAGAAGGUACCAAGGCAUCUGCAAUAUGAAUUUGGCUAGAUAUCUCCUCAAGGUGGUUGUAGGUUUGAUCUGGAACUGUUGUGUGGUGGACAGUUUGAGUGAAAACCACGUCCAUUCCAGCUUCAUCUACAGGAGACUGCGGAAUCACGAGAGGAAGGAAAUCCAGAGAGAAAUCCUUUCAAUUCUGGGCUUGCCUCACAGACCUAGACCUUUCUCACCUGGGAAGCAAGCUUCUUCUGCUCCACUCUUCAUGCUUGACCUAUACAAUGUGAUGGCUAAUGAAGAAGAGCAUGGCUUGUUGGGGUACACGUUGAGUGGAUCAGUGAUGGAGAGUAGGGGGCUCAGGAUGGGAUACCCUACUGUGGCUAAUGGGUAUUCACGCAAAGCUCAGUCUUAUCGAAUGGCCCCGUUGACCACACAAAGCCCUCCCUUGGCCAGCUUGCAUGAUGCCAACUUUCUGAACGAUGCAGACAUGGUCAUGAGCUUCGUCAAUCUAGUUGAACGAGACAAGGACUUUUCACACCACCGAAGGCACUACAAAGAAUUCCGAUUUGACCUUACUCAAAUUCCACAUGGAGAAGCGGUAACAGCAGCUGAAUUUCGAAUUUAUAAGGAUAAAAGCAACAAUCGGUUUGGGAAUGACACACUUAAAAUUAGUAUUUAUCAGAUCAUCAAGGAACAUUCAAAUAGGGAUGCAGACCUUUUCCUUCUAGAUACACAGAGAAUUCAAGCAUCUGAUGUUGGCUGGCUUGUGUUUGAUAUUACUGUAACGAGCAACCAUUGGGUGAUUAACCCACAAAACAAUUUGGGAUUGCAGCUGUGUGUGGAGACAAGUGAUGGUCGCAGUGUCAAUGUUAAGUCUGCUGGGCUCAUUGGGAGACAGGGGCCUCAAUCAAAGCAACCUUUUCUUGUUGCAUUUUUCAAAGCAAGUGAAGUACUACUGCGCUCAGUUAGAGCUGCAAACACCAAAAAGAAGAAGCAAGAGAGGAACAAGUCUACUGCACAGCAUGAUUCAUCUAAAAUGCCUGGUAUUGGAGACUUUAAUACAAGUGAACAGAAGCAAGCCUGUAAGAAGCAUGAACUUUAUGUCAGUUUUCGUGACUUGGGUUGGCAGGAUUGGAUCAUUGCACCAGAGGGUUACGCAGCCUUCUAUUGUGAUGGAGAAUGUUCUUUUCCACUAAACGCCCAUAUGAAUGCCACCAACCAUGCCAUAGUACAAACCCUUGUCCACCUGAUGUUUCCAGAACACGUACCCAAGCCAUGCUGUGCACCAACAAAACUUAAUGCCAUCUCUGUUUUGUACUUUGAUGACAGCUCUAAUGUUAUCUUGAAGAAAUAUAGAAAUAUGGUUGUGAGGUCAUGUGGAUGUCAUUAGCAUUAAAGCCAGUGUAAUUUUAACAUAAA